AUGACUGACGCCUCCGCCGAUAGCCGCGUAACUGCGCGCCGCCUACGCCGACAAUACCCGCAGUCGAUUGCGCAGCUAGAUCAUCAUUACCACCAUAUGCACCAACGACUGUCUACUUCGCGACAUCAGAUGUGCCCGAAGUCACACCAUAUUGCAGAUGGUCCGCCAUGCCUUGUGUCAUCUCGUUCUUUAACGUGUGCAGUGUCGGACACAUCGCCGCGGUUACCGUCUAAGUUGGAGCUUAGACGCAGUGAGGCGAGCAAAGUCCAGACUUGUCUCACUCGCGAUUGUGAGCCAAUGAGUGUCCCCAAAUUUCGCCGCAGUGGAACCGUGAAAGUGAGUAAAAAGACGAUCAGGGAUGGCUUAUCACAUUGUUCUCGAAGACAUAAAGUAUAUGAUGAGGACAGUAGCGAUAGAAAAGAACAGAGCACACCGUAUGAGGAUUGGAAGCGAUUACGAAGGGCACGCACUUCUAGUGGGAAUAGUUGCGCUAGUACCAGUAGCACCAGCAGUUAUGCGUCGUACGUGGUAAAUCCAACGACGGAACGACAAGACUUUGAACCAGGAAGUGACGAUGAACUGAAUGAGAGAGAAAAGAAAAACUUUAAACAUAUGGGACACAGAGACAUGGAAGUAGGACUGCCGUCCGUACUGAAGCAUAUAUUUGCGCCGGUAUUACCCCCGCCACCAUAUCCAGUUGACUCUUACCACUUUUACACCAAGUCUAAACAGACAUAUUCAGGAGCUGGCACAGCUGCAGAGGCGACAUCUACUCUUGCGGCACUAUUUACAGGAUGUAAAAUUGAGGCUAUAUUCCAUCCGCUGAAGUGCAAAUUCAAGUGCCUCAAGUAUGUACACUACAGCCACGUCGAAUUUGUAGUUCGAGUAUAUGCACAUCGACAAACGUUUCUUGUAGAGUUUCAACGUCGUAGCGGAAGUAUGUUGCUCUGGGAUGGACUCUAUCGUAUCUUGUAUCAGAGGCUAGCACCAAUUAUUGACACUACUGCACUGCCAUGUUCUCAAAGUAGUGGCCAGAAACGAAUUGCCAGUAAAAUUAUGGCUUCAUCAGGUGUAACCUCUGCUUUUAAUCAUCAUUCGGAGCAGUUGUGUUCUUCAGAUCAUGAAGGACUUGGAACGCAAUUGUGGCGGACUUUGUCUCUCAAAAAACCAACUCCUAGUUCCGGCGUCGAAGCGAUGAAGAUCAUGCUAACGUCUCGAUUCUUGGAUGCGAUGCGAGAAGGUUGCGCUGGGCUUGCUGAGCUCACGGAAGAUGUGCAGAAUUCUUGCAUGGUUGCCCAGGCUGAUAUGGUGAUGCCAUUAAUUCAAGCGGCAAAAGCUGCAGACCUUAAUAUGUCGCGAUGUGCCAUUGGAGCGCUAGCUAACAUCGCACGUGCCAUCCCGCGAUUUCCAGAAAAUGAAUUAUCUCUGGCUAGACGGAUAGCGCAGCAACUUCGAGAAGAAGCCACACCUGUGAUAUUGCGACGACUAGAAGACGCAGAUGAAUGUUCUCUCUUUUCGAUUGAAUUACUUCGGGAAUGCGCUCGAGCUCUUGGUGCAUUUGUCAGGCUAGUACUGGAAGUAGAUCCCCGGGAUGCUGUUUCAUCCAGCAUAAACGAUGAGCGAUGUUUACGUAUGUUUCGUCUUCACGCGAAACACCACGAUGCUCAACUAGCGUCGCAUUGCCGUGCCGAGCUAGAGCAGCUGCGUCGUAUCGUGAAGUGA
Plasmopara halstedii is the source of this 1722-nucleotide messenger RNA. Its product is annotated as Armadillo-type fold. NCBI's taxonomy places the organism in Eukaryota, Oomycota, Peronosporomycetes, Peronosporales, Peronosporaceae. Bases 1 to 1722 code for a protein of 573 amino acids. The transcript has a single exon. The record is from RefSeq and is a predicted model, not a curated record.